Messenger RNA from Aureobasidium musti, 2103 nucleotides. Lineage: Eukaryota; Fungi; Ascomycota; Dothideomycetes; Dothideales; Saccotheciaceae. The record is from the annotation of a GenBank genome assembly.
AUGAAGCUUCAGCUUCAAUCUGAAGUGGACCAGGCCAACGCCAAACAGCCCCCACGUGAUACGAAGGGCUUAUUCAAGAAAGCAUGCUCGACUGAUCUGCUGUUCCUGAUCGAUACCACAUAUUCAAUGAAGCCAUAUCUCGACUCUGCCAAGGAGCAGGUCAGAAGCAUUGUGCUUGACAUCAAACGGAUCUAUUUCAACGAAUCUGAGGUGCGUAUUGCCGUGGUCAGCUACAAGGACCACCAAUCCACAACCAACGUCGAGUUUCUUGAUUUUACAACAUCAACGGAACGAGUCUUUCGUUUCCUAGACGGAUUGUACGCUGAUUCGGGACACGACUUGCCCGAAGAUGUUCUUGGUGGCAUCGACCAGGCGCUGCGGGCAUCAUGGAACCAACAAACGCGAUGUAUGAUCCACAUUGCGGAUGCACCACCACACAGUCAUGGAUUGCAUGACCUAAGCAGCGAGGACGACGACUACUACAUGCCGGGCAGCGAGCCGCAUGGCCUUACCUACAAACCGCUCCUUAGUAAGCUAAUCCACCUCAAGAUCACCUAUGUCCUGCUUCGCAUCGAGCUGUACACCGACCGCAUGGCUUUGGCUUUUGCUCAGGUCUAUGGGCAGCGUAACGCGAAGCUACACACUUCCAACACAUACUACUCUCGUCUCAAGUCAGAAGGUAGCGAUAGAUCAAGCAUGAGUAAUGAUCGCGUAUCCGCCAUGGAGCCGCAAUUUGAAGAACACCAGCUUGGUAUCGAGUACGGUAAUAUUCAACACCUUGUGGUCAGGAGUGUCACCAAUUCAGUUUCCAGAACGGCAGGUCGCCUCUCGAUGACAUGGAGUACAGCGACCAAGAUUGGCGAAGUUGGGUUUUCUCAAAGUCUCGAAGAUAUUCAGGAAGAGAAAAGUGUUGGUAGCCGCAGUAGCCACACUGACCUGAAAGGCUCCAUCGAGAAGGUUUCACCACAGUGGACGAAUCCAGGCUGGUUCGAAAAGACAUUCGAGAUGCAAGGUUUCUGCCCUGCAGCCGUGAUACACGAUAGUAAGACGCUGAGUUGCAUGAUGGCCGCGGAUGAGAACAUCAAGCUGGACGUUGUAGACCUUACAGUUCAAGCUCGAUCGAAGCCGUUUGCGCAAGGCAGUGUUCGAAACGCAUUUUAUGCCCGAACUGCGACAUCACACAGUCGCUUCGUGCUGAAGUCGUUUAUCAGAGGCACCAAUGACAACCGUCCCAAAGUAAUCGAGGACAUGCGGAUUCAGGCAAUGUGCAAAGCUUUUGCUCUCGAGUUCAAUGGCCUCCUCGAUAUCGAACCUCCUCUGGACUUCAUCGUAACGUCCUGCCUGCAGACCAGGUCGAAAACCUCUCCAGGGCCUAAGGGUGGAUGUAUGUCGCUUGAGCGCUUCGUGGGAAGCGAAUAUAUCAAGUACAACAACAACGGCGGCUGGGUAAACGAAGAUUUGUCUGGCGACACAUUCAAUCAGAUGGCCCAAGCGUUUUCGCAUUUCACUUUCGAGCGCUCAUGGGGACUGUUCUUGGUUAACGACCUUCAAGGAGUAAACCAUUUACUGACUGAUCCAGCCAUCCAGACUAGCGACGAGGAGCGGUUCAAGCUGCAUGAGACAAACCUGGGCGAGUCGGGCUUCAAAUUUUUCUUUGCUGGGCACGAGUGCAAUACAUUCUGUCGCGAGUUAGGCCUGAAGAGCAACCGAGAGAUGUUUGAAACAGGCAGCUUUGACUUCAGAAAGGAGUGGCCGAGUAUGGCUCCCACGGUGUGUUGCUCUAACAAGUUCUGUCGCAGCAUCAUACGCGUGGCCAAUUCCUCCGAGUCUGUGGAUUUUCCUGGCCAUCAGUGGUGUGGCAUAUGCUGGAAGCAACUGAACAAUCCUACUGUUCAAUAUUCGUGCAUCGAAGAUGGUCCAAAGCAUGAAUUUGAGGUGUCAGAGUUCUUCUACGAGUCGCAGGGUCAGUUCCCGCCACGCAAAUGUCCUGAUCACCGCGAGAAGGAUGUCACAGAAGCCAGCGCCGGAUCAGCUGGUGAGAAGAUGUGGAACAGGAUGAAGUCUGCAGGCUCAAAGGGGUCGCUGCUAGGGAACAAAUGGUAA